AUGUCCGACUCCGAGUCGGACUACUUUGAUGAUGAUGACUUUGUUGUCCCAAGUACCCCCGCCGACCACCUCCCUUCACCCCGACCUACGAAACGCCGUCGCGUCCACUCUCCAGCACGCGGGGCAGGUUUCAUCGACGAUGCGGCGUCUGAGACUGAUUCGGCCUCAUCAAUGGAUGAUGGCCUGAUGGAAGACCGUCGCGAUCCUUCCUCCGACUAUGAAGAUCUUCAACAGCGACCCAAAAACCGAAGCUUUGUUCCGAAACAAAGCAAUUUCCAAGAGAACAUGUUUGUCACCCAACUCACGCAACCCGACUCCAGCCCCGAACGGAUUCGAGGUCCCAGAUGGAAGAAGCCCGACCCAAAAUCACCCACUCCGGAACCUAUCCGAACCCCCGAAUUGAACAAUUCAAAGCGAGAUUCGAACAACUACUAUAACGAGGAGGAGGAACUGAGGGCGGCGCUGGCUGCUUCCCUUGAUGCAUUUGAAGAGGAGAAGACGUCCAGAACAGCAUGGGAACCGCAAAGGCCAAUAUACACAAGUCAUAAGGAAUUAAUGUCCCACCAGGCUCAUGAAGCUUCGCCGUUAGAUGUCUCUUUCGAGCUGAACGAUAUCCCUGACGAUGCGUUUGACUCGUCUCCAAAUCUCUCGCCGAUAGCCCGACCUGCGCAAAUGAAUUCCUUCCAAUCGAGUUUCUCUCGCCCUACAGACCAUCCGAAACACACUCGUCAAAGUACUCUCUACGGGAUGGCAGCACAAAACCCAGACCUCCUGCCGCUCCAAGAACAAGACUCGUCACCGCCUGAUAAGGUCGAGCGUCCAACGCAGCACAAGCUCAACCAAGAUGCCCUCGGCACAUGGUGGUACCCGACGAAUUUGGGCAAAACCCGCGACUAUCAGUACAACAUUGCUCAGAAAGGCCUCUUCCAUAACCUUCUGGUCGCGUUGCCGACUGGUUUGGGAAAGACAUUUAUCGCGGCAACCGUCAUGCUCAACUGGUUUCGAUGGACGCAAGAUGCGCAGAUUAUAUUCGUUGCCCCGACCAAGCCGCUAGUCUCACAGCAAGUCUCGGCAUCGCCCGGAAUUCGUGCAGAAGAAUGGAAAGCCAAGCGCGUGUUCUUCAUGACACCGCAAACGCUGAUCAACGAUUUGAAGACUGGCAUCGCUGAUCCCAAGCGCAUUGUAUUGCUCGUUGUCGAUGAGGCUCACCGCGCGACUGGUGGCUAUGCCUAUGUUGAAGUGGUGAAAUUCCUACGGCGCUAUAAUCAAAGUUUCCGCGUGCUCGCGCUGACUGCAACGCCGGGAUCGACCGUAGAAUCAGUUCAGGCGGUUAUUGAUGGACUGGAUAUCUCGAGGGUGGAGAUCCGUACAGAGAACUCUAUAGAUAUUCGGGAUUAUGUGCAUGCCCGUAAUAUCGAGAUCGAAACGUUUGAGAAUACCGAGGAGAUGCUUUUCUGCAUGGAUCUUCUGUCUACGACGCUGCGCCCGUUGGUGGAGCAGCUGACGACCCUGAAUGCAUACUGGGGAAGGGACCCCAUGGCACUCACGGCAUACGGUCUCACCAUGGCCCGGCAAAAAUGGAUGCAAUCAGACGCUGGCCGAAACGCAAAUUUUGGAUUGAAAGGCAAAGUCAACGCGAUCUUUACGUUACUUGCCAGUCUCGCCCAUGCUAUCGACCUGUUGAAAUUCCACGGCAUUGUGCCCUUUUAUCGCCAUUUGCACCACUUCAAGUCCGGCACUGAUGGUCAGAAAGGCGGGAAAUACCAGAAGCAAAUUGUGCAAGACGAGAGCUUCAAAAAGCUCAUGGGUCACCUUGAACCUUGGAGCAAAAACCCCGAAUUCAUUGGCCACCCCAAACUCGAGUACCUCAAGUCUGUCAUUCUUAAUCAUUUCAUGGACGCAGGUGAGGGGCGGGACACUGGUGAAAAUUCUGGCCAGCCGGCCACUCGAGUGAUGAUCUUCGUUCACUUCCGUGACAGUGCCGAGGAAGUGACGAGAGUGCUCAAGCGCUAUGCACCUAUGAUUCGGCCUCAUAUUUUCGUUGGACAAAGUAGUGCCAAAGGCUCUGAGGGCAUGGACCAGAAGACUCAGCUCAAGAUCAUCGAAGAGUUCAAAGCAGGUAAAUAUAAUACGAUUGUCGCUACUUCAAUCGGAGAGGAAGGUCUGGAUAUUGGAGAAGUGGAUCUCAUUGUCUGUUACGACUCCUCGGCCUCACCAAUCCGCAUGCUGCAACGCAUGGGUCGAACCGGUCGUAAGAGAGCCGGAAACAUCACCCUCUUGCUCAUGAAAGGCAAGGAAGAGGAUUCCUACACCAAAGCCAAGGAUAACUACGAGAAGAUGCAACAGAUGAUUGCAAGUGGUUCUCGAUUCACCUUCCAUGACGACCGAUCUGCUCGUAUUCUCCCGGCCGGAAUACGCCCGACACCUGAUAAAAGAGUCAUCGAAAUCCCACCAGAAAACUCUCAACAGGAACUACCCGAGCCCAAACGUCGAGGUCGAGCGCCAAAGCGGCCCCCAAAGAAGUUUCACAUGCCCGAUGAUGUGGAGACGGGCUUUACUCGAGCUUCCACGUUGGAGGAGGGAUUCAGCAAAGCAAAAGUAAAAGCAAAACCUAAGGUGCCAGCGCCAAAACCAAGAGCUCGCACACCGACCCCUGAACCUGUCGCUAUCCCACUUCUAGAAGAAGUUCUCCUGAAUGCGACUGAGGAAAAUGAACUCGAGCAUCAUUAUCAGAACAUUGGAGACACAUCGCCAGAGUUCAUUAGAUAUCCGCGCCACGAUGCAUUCCCGCAUUUGCAGCUUGUUGCGAGACCCACCAAAAACGUGCGGCAUGGUUCUCUUACACAACGCAUGAUCACUACUUUGCAGAAGAUGAAUCGGGCUGGUCCCGACUGCGAAGCGAGAUUCAAGCAAGUCCUAGCUUGCGAGUCUGCUACUCCUCUUCGGCCACCCUCGAAGGUCUCAAAGACAUCAAGCGAGAAGCGUCGAUCGAGUAACAAAGCAGCCAAAACGCCUCGACAGUCCACCUCUGGCAAGAAAUCUGCGAAACUUCUGGCUCAAAGUCCACAAGAUGCGGAAAUUACCGCUAUUUUACUGUCUCCAAAUACGUCUGAUAUCGAAACAAACCCCAAGAGGAAGUCUAUUCAACGACCUUCUCUGGAGGAGCGAAUGGAUGGACCACAAGCCUCCGAGCAAAUGAUGAAUCUCCCAGAUAGCGACCUCGAUGAUGAUGGGUCCGACUUUGAUCUUCCAGAUGCCAGCAUUUUAUUUAAUCAUGAUCCAGCGCCGAAGCCAAAUGCUCGUAAUAGCAGGCCAGUCAUUCAUGACAGUGAUGAUUGGUGA
Penicillium manginii is the source of this 3342-nucleotide messenger RNA. It is a transcript of the gene mph1, whose product is annotated as 3'-5' DNA helicase. NCBI's taxonomy places the organism in Eukaryota, Fungi, Ascomycota, Eurotiomycetes, Eurotiales, Aspergillaceae. Bases 1 to 3342 code for a protein of 1113 amino acids. Gene Ontology annotation, biological process: replication fork reversal; interstrand cross-link repair; double-strand break repair via synthesis-dependent strand annealing. Gene Ontology annotation, molecular function: 3'-5' DNA helicase activity; four-way junction helicase activity; ATP binding. The record is from RefSeq and is a predicted model, not a curated record. The transcript has 2 exons.